Lachancea meyersii CBS 8951 is the source of this 1146-nucleotide messenger RNA. NCBI's taxonomy places the organism in Eukaryota, Fungi, Ascomycota, Saccharomycetes, Saccharomycetales, Saccharomycetaceae. The record is from the annotation of a GenBank genome assembly.
AUGGCUUUUCAUCGGGUGUUUAAACGGGUCCUAAUUCACAAAUAUCACACCCUACCAUUGCUAGACACGAAUGAACUUGUUUUGAAGGGAGUUCCCUACGAGGGCACAGCAGCUGGUAGAGACUACAUGGAAUGGGUAAGCAUUCGCCAGCAAGCAAGGAACAAAUUCUUUUCGCCUCGAGAACGAAUAGAGGGUCGUGCUCUACCGUCAAUCUCCCUCUAUGAUGAUAUCUUAGCGCAUUGCAUGGCACGCUGGUUGCUGGUCGACUACAAACUCAAUGCAUACCCUUACUUUGAUCUCAAUAUCAUGACGGUAUACACGGAUCUCCACCAAUCGCUUAGGUUCUCGCGAUUGAUGUUGAAUUAUUUUGAACAAACGGUGCCAGAAGAGCUUUACCAGCGCAUAAAUUGUUUUCUGGUACCGCUCCACAGCAACACUAGUGUUACAGUUUCGGUGCCAGACACGAAGAUCACGGCCGUUCAAGACGGUUUACUGUCUUUUCAGCCUUCAAUUCGCAUUGAAGACCCUAUAUACAUUAUGAUGGUCAAUGACGUCCUGCGACAUCUUUCGCAAGAUUAUGUUCGAAAAAGUGCACACGGAGACUGGGAGCAGCGGUUCGUAGACUUCCUUCCAAACGGCGAACGGUACGAACGGUUCAGCAAAGAAAUCGACUACCGGUGCAACGUCACUUUGAAAACCUUGAAACCUGCCCUGGAAGCAAGCGGAAUAUCUGAAACGUAUAUUCCCUCGCGACUGGUACACUUUUUCACUUUACUUCAGCAAUGCGCACCGGAGCACAAAAUCUUAGCCCUCGAUGCGGCUCGGCGCGAGCCGUCGUCGUUGUCGAGCAUAAUCAGUUCUUGGUUUCGCUCGAAUGAUAAUCGGUUUCAGGCAUUCGAGCCAAAUGGGCCAACAGACCCGUUAAGUCUAGAGGACGCCACGUCUUUUACAUCCAAAUUUUCUGAAGUGCGCAAAAUAUACGCAUCCGUUCAUGAUGGGAGUAAAAUAUGUCAAUCCCAAGGCCUGAGUGACUUUGCUGAGAGUUGGCUUGACUUGGAGGAAACAGAACGUAUUUUAGGUGCGAAAGACUUGGAACUGAGAGCAAGUUGGAUGAGAGACGCCGAAUUGGACGUUCUUUAUAACUAG